GUCAAUGUUGCCAAACUGUUGUUAAGCUUAGGUGCAGACAUAACAACAAAGGAUGUCAAUGGAAAUACAGUUCUGCACUCUGUGUGUCAGUCUGAUCAAGAGAAAUUACUUCAGCUGUUUCUUCAUUAUAUUUGGGUGGAAACAGACAAUGGAUAUCAUGAUCAAGCACAGGAACACUUUUGUAAUCGUAGGUAUGCUGGUGAUGUUCUUCAUCUUCUUAACAAUGAUGUGAAACACCCCUUCAUGUUGCAUGUAGAAAUAAACGUGCAGAAGUUGUUAAAUUACUGCUUCAGUACAAGGCUUCUGUAUUCAUGACUGAUAAAAAUGGACACACACCUCUCUAUCAUGCAGUGAAACUAAAAACAUUAUUCAGUGUUCUUUGUUCAGUGACAUGGGACAUAAAUGGGAUGGAUUCUGACGGAAAUACCAUUCUGCAUAUGGCAUGCAUGAAAGGCUGUUUGGAAAGUGUUGGUGUACUUUGUAGCAGAGGAGCAAGUGUGGUUGUUUGCAACAAGAACCACGAAUAUGCACUUCAUAAGUCAGCAGAGAAUGGAAAUGCAGAAAUUAUGAACAUUCUUUUAGCUCACCAAGCUGAUGUAAAUGUGACUGACAGGGACAAGCAGACCCCACUACAUAUUGCAUGUGCUGAGGGCCAUUUGAAAAUAGUUGAAGUCUUGAUUAAAAGUGAAGUCAAUGUAAAUGUGCCUGAUACACAUUUACUCGUUCCACUGCAUCUCGCAUGUAGAGACGGACACAGAGAUAUUGCUGAUGCUUUGAUGAAGUCAUCAGCGGACAUUGAACCAUUUUCUGGGGAAUGUCAUCAGCGCCAAACCACAUUAAACUUUUACCUGUACUUUCGGAUACAGGGCUGGACAUCAAACUGCAAGAUGAAUUUGGAAGGAGCAUUGCAAAUGUUAUGUGAAAUGGAAGACUGUGAAAUAGACACGUUAGAGAAAGUUUUAGAGUUAGGAUUUGAUUUAUCAAAGACAACUGGACUAGGGGAAUCAAUGCUUCAUGUUGUCUGCAAAGUAGGAAAUAUUGAACUGAUGAAUAACUUGAUUGGUAAAGGAAUAGAUAUCCAGACAAAAGACACCAAUGGAAAUACAGCUCUCCAUGCAGCAUGUGCUCGUGGUCAGUUUGAAAUAGCUAAAGUCCUGAUUGAGAAGGGACUUAGUUUGAAUGAAAAGAACACAAGAGCAAUGAGUCCACUUGAUCUUGCAAUCAUCAAUACGCACUAUGGAGUAACAUGUGUAUAUGACCACUGGUGUGCUGUGUCAAAGUGUCGUCCACGAAUAAGCAUGACAUCUCUCCAUCACAUUUGCCGGGACAACAAAAUACAGUUACUUUACAAUUCGGAGAUUGUUUUUGCUGAAAAAGACAGUGAUGGAAAUUCUGCUCUUCAUAUUGCCUGUAUGGAAGGAUCGGAAGAGAUAGUACAGUUAUUGAUAAUAGCUGAAGCCUGGUUGCAUGUAUUAAAUAAUCAUGGAGAGGCACCAGUGCAUAUUGCUUGCCAUGGAUCAUGUCUUAAAGCUAUGAUGGAUGCAAUUCACAACAAGGACAAGGUCAAGGUUUUGUCACUGCGUGACAAAAAUGGAAAUACUCCACUUCACCUUGUAACAUGUGAACGGAAUCUAGGAAACUUGUGCAUUCUUUUGGAUAACGAUGUUGAUGUUGAAAUGGUAAACAGCUUUCAUCAAACUGCUCUGCACAUUGCAUGCUAUGGUGGGAAUGUGAACGUAGUUGAAAAACUCUUAGGAGCUGGAGCUAGUGCUUUAGCUGUUGACAAAAGUGGUAAUACUCCUCUUCAUAUAGUAUGCAAGGAGGGGAAUCUACCAUUGUUAAAGCUAAUAAACAACACAGAUGAUGUGAUUACUUCAAAGAAUUAUGAAGGAAGAACACCUUUCCACGAAGCAGUCAGCCAUGAAAACUAUGACAUGAUCCAUUACAUAAUGACAGAAUACUGUUACUUUUCUGCCAUGGAUCUGUCCGUGCCGCAUCUACAGCAGUUUAUCAGACAAGCAGGCAGAGAAGACUUCAUGAGACUGAUGAUGGCUGAAGAGAUUGAUAUUGGCUCCCAUGGUAACACACCCUUACACAUUGCAGCAGAAACCGAGACCCUUGAAAUGGUGAGAACUUUGAUCAGACGAGGAUACAGCUGCGAUGCUAGAAAUAAGCAAGGAAAGACACCCUUGUAUAAUGCAUGUUCAAGUGGAAGUGCAAACAUAGUCAAACUGAUUUUGCAAGAAUCGUCAUCAUCUACUGUCAGUGAUUCUAACAAUAUGACACCUUUGCAUGUAGCCAGUUGGAAGGGCCACGUGGAUGUUGUGAAGCUUCUGCUGGAAUCUGACCCUGAUCUCCAGGCAAAAACCAAUGACGGACAAACAGCACUUCAUUUGUCUUGUCUGGAAGGACACAGGGAUGUUGCUGAAGUUUUAUUGAAGGCUGGAUCAGAUAUCAAUGCAUUAGACAGUGCUCUUGAUACACCUCUGCAUGUAGCUGCCAGAGCUGGUGUGUGUGAUGUGGUGGUUCUCCAGGCUAAGUGGGGAGCGAGGGACACACAGUGUAACAAGCACGGUGAUACUGCUCUUCAUGUAGCAUGUCAUGAAGGACAUGCUGAUGCUGUCAAAGCACUUCUCAACAUGGGGAGUGAUAUUCUAGCAGCAAACAAUUCAGAAAAGACCCCUCUGAUGUUAGCCUGUGAUCGACAACAUGAGUCCAUUGUGGAGUUGUUGCUUCAUCGGUCAUGGCUGCAAAUACAAGUUCAGUGUUCACAGAACCAAAAUCAGGGCUUCUUACGGAAGAAAACAUUCAUGAACAAUCUAAACUACUGCCUCCUUGUGGCUUGUACGUACAAUUACAUUAACACAGUGAAACUGUUACUUAAGUAUGAUGUUGAUAUUAAUCACAGACGUAGUGAUUCCGAUAUAGGAAACAUACGUAGAGACAGGACUGAGGGCAGUUGUGCAAGUGACAUGGACAAGGACAAGAUGGAGGGUGGUUGUACAAGUCAUGAGAACAGAGUUCAGAUGGACAGUGGGGCCGAACUUGAGACCCCGUUACAUAGCUGCUGCUAUGAAGGACAUUCUGAAUGUGUUGAGCUUCUCAUACAAGCUGGGGCACUGCUGGAACCAAGAACUGCUUUCGUAUGGAAGAAAAAGAAUUCAGGAAAGUUCACAGGAAGUUGA
Haliotis rubra (blacklip abalone) is the source of this 3185-nucleotide messenger RNA. Its product is annotated as serine/threonine-protein phosphatase 6 regulatory ankyrin repeat subunit C-like. Gene Ontology annotation, cellular component: ciliary inversin compartment. Gene Ontology annotation, biological process: protein localization to ciliary inversin compartment. The coding region runs from base 312 to 3185 and encodes 957 amino acids. Gene Ontology annotation, molecular function: protein binding. NCBI's taxonomy places the organism in Eukaryota, Metazoa, Mollusca, Gastropoda, Lepetellida, Haliotidae. The transcript has 3 exons. The record is from RefSeq and is a predicted model, not a curated record.